AUGUCCACAGUUGGUGACAUUCUCUCACUUGUACAGCAAAAUACAAUUCGUUAUGGAUAUCCGUUUUUACUCGUCCUAGGCAAUAUCGGCAACGUGUUGUGCAUAGUUGUGUUUCUGCAAAAAAACUAUCGACAAUCGUUUAGCUCAUGGUAUUUGCUUACUGCCGCCGUAUUUAGUAUUGUGGGUGUUAGCUGGGGAAUCGGCACCAAUAUGUAUGCUGUCUACCAGCCACCGGAUCCGUUCAUUAUGUCAGAUGCUCUCUGUCGCAUUCGAGGAUACCUCCUUCAAACUUCGUCGGUUCUCACUCGAACAAUGAUUAUCUUAGCAUGUGCAGGUCGCGUGGCAGCAAGUUCCAAUCAAGUGCGUAUCCGUCAACUCAAUCAACCAAGAGUCAUAGUAAAAAUAAUUGCUGCUACAACUCUUUUUUGGAUGAUUAUUUCGAUUCAACUGCCUAUUUUUCAGCGCAUUGAGAUGAAUCGAUGUGCUACAUUCGGAGUGUUUGGGCUUUGGUUUAGUGCAUAUCAGAUCUUUCUGUUUGGACUCGUUUUCCCUAGUCUGAUGAUCAUUCUCAGCAUUCUCAUCUUGAAGAAUCUGAAAAAUAUUCGUGGUUCUGUUCGACCUCAGGAACAAGCCGACAACACGCAACGUCAUCAGCUGUUAAGCCGGCGUGAUAUGAAUCUACUAAAACUUACAUUUGCUGAAGUUAUAUCGUGCUUUGUUCUUAGCUUUUUAUAUCCAAUCAAUGCCUUAUAUGGUGUAAUUGCAAGCAAUGUGCCAAACAAGAGUAAAGAACGUAUUCAGAUUGAAGGAUUCAUGACUUUCUUCGCACAAGUUUUCUUGCUGUAUUUGAAUUACUGCAUUACAUUCUAUUUAUACGUGAUCAUAUCCAAGCCGUUUCGUCAAGAGAUCAAACGAGUUAUCUUCAGAGUUUUAAAGCGUCCAGAACGUAACGACAAUACCACAAUACCUCUAAGAUCUAUUCAAAAACAAAGAACGGACCUAACACAACCCUGA
This is a messenger RNA of Adineta ricciae, 1014 nucleotides long. NCBI's taxonomy places the organism in Eukaryota, Metazoa, Rotifera, Eurotatoria, Adinetida, Adinetidae. The record is from the annotation of a GenBank genome assembly.